This is a messenger RNA of Saccostrea cuccullata (small rock oyster), 2893 nucleotides long. RefSeq names its product alanine--tRNA ligase, cytoplasmic-like. NCBI's taxonomy places the organism in Eukaryota, Metazoa, Mollusca, Bivalvia, Ostreida, Ostreidae. The record is from RefSeq and is a predicted model, not a curated record. The coding region runs from base 125 to 2860 and encodes 911 amino acids. Gene Ontology annotation, biological process: alanyl-tRNA aminoacylation. Gene Ontology annotation, molecular function: aminoacyl-tRNA deacylase activity; ATP binding; nucleic acid binding. The transcript has 21 exons. Gene Ontology annotation, cellular component: cytoplasm.
AAAAAGUCCACAGUCCGUUUGAUUAGAGAAAUUAAAUAUAGAUUCAAGGGAUUCAUCAACCAGCUGGCCAAUGAGUUUUAUGUCAAGUAGGAAAGAUCUGUCAGUGUGAUCAACAUCACUAACAAUGUUCAGAAUACCAGGACAUCAUAGGAUAUGCAGGGACUGUCGAAAACUUUUGAACCAGUCAUUUAGUAGAAGUAGAAGCUCCGUGAGUUGGACCUCUAACUCUGUGCGUGCGGCUUUCUUAGAUUUUUUCUGUGGGAGACAUGAUCAUCAGUUUGUUCCAUCCUCCUCCAUCAUUGCCAAGAAAGGGGAGGGGUCCUACUUCAUCAAUGCGGGGAUGAAUCAGUUCAAACCAAUAUUUCUGAAUGAUGUGGAGGAGGGUAGUCCCAUGGCCUCAUACAGGAGAGUGGCCAACAGUCAGAAGUGUGUCCGUGUGGGAGGCAAGCACAAUGACCUUGAGGAUGUUGGCCUUGACCUUACUCAUCACACUUUUUUUGAAAUGCUCGGUAGCUGGUCUUUUGGAGAUUACUUCAAGAGAGAUGCCUGUGCCUUAGCCCUGGAACUGUUAAGGGAUGUCUAUAAAAUUCCUCUGACUUCACUUUAUUUCACAUACUUCAAGGGGGAUGACUCCAUGCAGUUACAGGAGGAUUUAGAAACAAGAGACAUAUGGCUAAGUUUAGGAGUUGAUAAGAGCCAUGUUUUGCCCUUUGGGAUGAGGGACAAUUUCUGGGACAUGGGACAGACUGGUCCCUGUGGGCCCUGUACUGAGAUCCACUUUGACCACCACCCAGGAUACCGCCAUGUACCACAUCUAGUCAACACUGGCUCGCCAGAGGUGGUGGAGAUCUGGAAUCUUGUUUUUAUGCAGUUCAACAGGGACUGUGGUGUACCGUCAUAUGAAGGAAGGAUUGGCUCCCAGGAUCCCCUGGGAAAGGACACAGCCUACAGGAUUGUAGUUGAUCACAUGCGUAUGCUAACAGUGUGUCUGUCCGAAGGAAUCCUGCCGGAUAAAGCAGACCCUCAUGGACACAAAGUGAGGUCUGUUCUGUACCGAUGUCUUCAGUCAGCCAAAGUUCUAGACAUCAGGCCCGGCUACAUCUCCAGCCUAGUGGACAUCAUAGUGGACAGCCUGGGGGCUGCCCACCCAGAGCUGAAUGCCAGUUGUAAAAGGGUAAAAGACGUGAUCAAUGAAUCAGAGGGGCAUUAUUAUAAAACACAGGAGCAGGGAGUCAGGGCCUUCAACAAAUUCCUCAGGAAAAGGAAGACCUCCGGACAUAUCAAUGACUCAGAGUACCAUGAUUUGUUGUCUGGUCACUAUGGAGCUCCCGUUCCCAUGGAGAUCCUGGAAGAUCUGGCACAAAAACAUCAGCUAUCUCUACCAGUAUCAAAACGAGGCUUGGAGGAACAGACAGACAAACAGGCAGAGCAAAUCCACAUUGCUUGCAGCCUGAAAGAAAAGAAUAUACCAAGAACAGCUGACCAUUACAAAUACUUGUACAAAGGGACCCUAUCAUCUUAUAAUUUUCCAGAUUUGUCGGACACCACGGUAGUGGGGAUCCUGUCAGGGCAGUCUACAGAGGUCCUGAAGUCUGGAGACAAGGGCUCGGUGAUUCUGGAUAAAACCUGCUUCUACGGCGAGUCUGGGGGACAGGUGGGGGAUACAGGAGUCCUUAGGAAUGAGACAGGGGUGUUCAUUGUAACAGAUACUCAGAUCCAGGGAGAUUAUGUACAACACAAAGGUCAUGUGGAGGAAGGGGAGAUAAGAGUCGGUGACAAGCUUACAGCUAGUAUUAAUCAGGAGAGAAGGCUGGGCAACAUGAGGGCUCACACGGCCACACACCUACUGAAUCGCUCGCUGCGACGUCUGGCCAGCGACGCCAGACAGAACGGAUCACACCUGGAGGAGGACAGACUUUACUUUGAAGUUUUUACAGCUAAAAAACUGGACACUGUGGUAGAUGUGACAGAACUCCAGAGGGAGGUUAGAGAGGUCAUAGGUCAGAGGUUACCUGUCACCUGUCAGAGUCUGCCCCUGAGUCAGGCCCAGGACCUGGAGGGUGUGGUGUACAUGCAGAAUGAGGUAUAUCCACACCUGGUGAAUGUGAUCUCCAUAGGAACAGAGAAACCUGUGUCUGUAGAACUGUGUGGGGGGACGCAUGUUCGUAAUACUGGGGAUAUUGGAGAUUUUUGUAUAGAGAAAUUAAAAGGUGUAGGACAGGGUAGAAAGUCUGUUUACUGCUUCACAGGAAAACUAGCCACUGUGGCUCUUGAAAAUGGUGCUACAUUGAGAAAUAUAAUGGGUGAGCUGGAGAGGGCUGUGAAACAGGAUCAAAGAGCAGAGGAGUGGGAGUCAAAGGUCAAGGCAAUUAAUAAGAUGAUGUGGGGAGACCUGCUACCUAAACUAGAGAGGGAGGACGUGGAAAAUAGACUGAAUCAAAUAGGACACGUCAUCACGACUAAACUCAAUCAAAUCCACGAACAGAAACUCAGACAGGAAAUCAUCAAUUCUCAUCAGGGGUCAUGUGAUUGGGUGUUUCUAAUUAUAGACUACGGGAAUCUCAAUGUGAUUAAAAAAGCAAUGAACAAGUUAAAAGUAGACAAACCAGUUGUGAUAGUGAAUGCAGACAGUAAAACAACACAUAUUGUAAUGUAUUUGUCUGAGAGCUGUGAUCCUAGGUUAAAACAAGAACUGAUGUCAGUAGUCAGUAACCAAGAUAUCCAGCUAAAGUCCUCCAAAACUAAAGAUGGGAAACAGCUUUAUAUCAUCUCCGUCAGAGACGCUGACAGGAGUAAAGAUUUACAGCAGUCUCUGUCUGAUAUUUAUCAUAAAGAAUUAACAUUUGUUAAUAAAGUUUAGUAUGUAAUUAUAAUGAUGUCCUUUUGUUGUGAG